Molecule: messenger RNA, 2284 nt
Organism: Suricata suricatta (meerkat)
Lineage: Eukaryota; Metazoa; Chordata; Mammalia; Carnivora; Herpestidae
Gene: ZP2
Product: zona pellucida glycoprotein 2
Exons: 19
Coding region: 1-2241 (746 amino acids)
Biological process (GO): binding of sperm to zona pellucida; prevention of polyspermy
Cellular component (GO): egg coat
Molecular function (GO): acrosin binding; structural constituent of egg coat
Source: RefSeq, a predicted model, not a curated record
AUGGCUUACAGACAGAAAGGAGAUGGUGGGAGCUCAUCAAGCUGGUUUAAUGCAGAUUGGAGCACCUACAGGUCACUUUUUCUAUUCUUCAACCUUGUGACUUCAGUGAACUCCAUAGGUGUUAUGCAGUUGGUGAAUCCUAUCUUCCCAGGUACUGUCACUUGCUAUGAAAACAGAAUGACAGUGGAAUUUCCAAGUGAUCUUAGCACCAAAAAAUGGCAUGCAUCUGUGGUGGAUCCUUUUAGUUUCAAAUUGUUGAACUGCACUUACAUCCUGGAUCCAGAAAAGCUCACCCUAAAGGCCCCGUAUGAGACUUGUACCAGAAGAAUGUUUGGCCAGCACCGGAUGACCAUCAGACUCCAGGACCACAAUGCUGCUUCAAGACAUGAUGGUCUGAUGUAUCAGAUCAGCUGUCCAGUUAUGCAAGCAGAAGAAACCCAUGAGCAUGCAGGAUCUACUAUCUGCACAAAGGAUUCCAUGUCUUUUACCUUUAAUGUUGUUGCAGGCAUGGCUGAUGAAAAUACGGACACCAAGACUACUAUGGGAUGGAUCAUUGAGGUUGGUGAUGGUACAAAAGCCAAAACUCUGACUCUUGAGGAAGUCUUGAGACAAGGAUAUAAUCUCCUGUUUGAUAACAACAAGAUGAUCCUCCAAGUGUCAUUCAAUGCCACUGGAGUGACACACUACAUGCAAGGGAACAGUCACCUCUAUACAGUGCCUCUGAAGUUUACACAUGAUUCUCUCGGGCAGAAGAUCAUCUUAACAACACGAGUGCUUUGUAUAUCGGGUGCUGUGACCUGUAAUGCCACACAUGUGACUCUCGGCAUACCUGAGUUUCCUGGGAAGUUAAAAUCUGUAAGCCUUGAAAACAGGAACUUAGCUGUAAGCCAGCUGCACAACGAUGGAAUUGAUAAAGAAGAAUCAAAUGGCUUGAGAUUGCACUUCAGCAAAACUCUUCUCAAAAUGAAAUUCUCUGAAAAAUGCCUACCUUAUCAGAACUACUUAGCUUCACUCAAACUGACCUUUGCCGUUAAAGGAGAGACUGUAUCCACAGUGCUUUAUCCUGAGUGUGUCUGUGAGUCACCAGUUUCUAUAGUUACAGGUGACCUGUGUACCCAGGAUGGGUUUAUGGAUGUCGAGAUCUACAGCCACCAAACAAAACCAGCUCUCAACUUGGAAACCCUCAGGGUGGGAGACUCAUCCUGCCAACCUACCUUCAAGGCUCCAUCUCAAGGGCGGAUACUAUUUCACAUACCCCUGAAUGGAUGUGGAACAAGACAUAAGUUUAAGAAAGACCAAGUCAUCUAUGAAAAUGAAAUCCAUGCUGUCUGGGCGGAUCUUCCUCCAAGCACAAUUUCUAGAGAUAGUGAAUUCAGAAUGACAGUGAAGUGCCAUUACAGGAAAGAUGACCUGCUAAUAAAUACACAAGUCGAAAGUCUUCCUCCUCCAGUGGCCUCAGUAAGGCCAGGUCCACUUGCCUUAAUCCUGCAAACCUACCCAGAUAAAUCCUACCUCCAACCUUAUGGGGACAAGGAGUACCCUGUGGUGAGAUACCUCCGCCAACCAAUCUACCUGGAAGUGAGAGUCCUAAAUAGGGCUGACCCCAACAUCAAGCUGGUCUUAGAUGACUGCUGGGCAACACCCACUAUGGACCCAGCCUCCCUCCCCCAGUGGAAUAUUAUCAUGGAUGGCUGUGAAUACAACCUGGACAACCACAAAACCACCUUCCAUCCAGUUGGCUCCUCUGUGACCUAUCCUACUCACUAUCAGAGGUUUGAUGUGAAGACCUUUGCCUUUGUAUCAGAGGCCCAAGUGCUUUCUAGUCUGGUCUACUUCCACUGCAGUGCCUUAAUCUGCAAUCGACUCUCUCCUGACUCCCCUCUGUGUUCUGUGACUUGCCCUGUGUCAUCCAGACACAGGAGAGCCACAGGCACCACUAAGGAAGAGAAAAUGAUUGUAAGUCUUCCAGGACCCAUCCUCUUGCUAUCGGAUAGCUCUUCACUCAGAGGUGUCAGCCCAUCUGAUCUUAGAUUAAUUAAAGCAAGUAGGAAAUGCGAACAGCAGUGGGAGCAGAGAGACGAGGUUGGCUCAAGGAAUGUUGGGGACUCAAAAGGGUACGGGGCUGCCGGAUACAUGGCUUUGAAGACUGUGGUGGCUGUGGCUGCCUUAGCAGGCCUUGCGGCAACCCUAGGCUUCAUCAUCUACCUGCGUAAGAACAGAACCAUGAUGUUAAAUCACUAAGGAUUUUCAAAUAAAGUGGUUGAAGUAAGCUAUCUGCUUUUUA